CGCACACUAAUGACGAAAGUCAUGCAUUCUAAAAUCUCUUAGAAGGCAUUCUUUCGCGGAAAACAUCAAAAAAGACCUCUGUUUUGCUCAAAAUGGCUCUCUUGGAUAGGAAUCUAAAGGGAAAAGACGUGGAUCAGCUUCCAUUGAUCGAAAAAUCCGAGAAAGUUGUUGUAGAUCUUGAUGAAGAAGACGAAGAAAGCGAAGAAGUUUUCGUUCAUCAUGGAAUCACACUGUGGGUCUCUGAUGCUGUGAUCAUGGUAAUUCAACACAUACAGAUCUUUGCGCUUAUCCUAACCAUGGGCGAACGCUGGGGUUUGCCAAGAGACUUUGUGAGAUAUGCGUCGUUCACUUUCCUUUUUAAUCUAGACGUUUGGGAGUUUGUAAAAGUGAUGAUCUCUGGAGCUUACAUGGGGCCCGUAAAUCUUGACACGUUCAUCGCUUCGGAUGACAUCGGCAUUGAUUACAGCUUAUAUCUGAUUUUGUGGACAGUUUGCAUCGCUGUUAUCGGCUGUGGAUUUUUGAUAACGUAUGCGGUUUUCCUCUACAGAAAACCGUUGUACUUGCUACUUCACGUGGCGAGAAUGAAGCGGAUUUUUAGUAUUUUUAUCCAGCUAGUCUGUCUUCCAGUUGGCACGGCCUAUGCAAGGGUCUUCCACUGCCGAAGUGACGCUGUAUGGAACGUGCAAAAUAAUUUGAAGUGCUUUAGCAACCUUGAACACUGGAUUUUUGUUGGAAUUGCUCUUGUUGUUGGAAUUCUCCUGUUUUUGGCGUAUCCCAUUAAUAUGAUCAGAAAGAUUCGAGGCCAGGUGAUUUGUUACAGUCAAGAAAAACAUGAGGGCUAUUUGCAGCUCAAAGAAGCUGAAUACAAUCAAGGUCUUGACAUUCUAUGGGCAGUGGGGCAGUUCCAUCUGUUUUCAUCGUACCGCCGACUGUGGAUUUAUUACCGCCCAAUCAUGAUGGUACUGCAUUUCUGCCUGGUGUCUUACUUUGCGACCCUUCUUCACUUUAGUGAGAACAAUCCAGUGCGACUCAGCCUGACGCAGAAACUCCUCAUCAAUGUACCAAUCUUAUCAUUCUUUUUCCUGGUCUUGUUCAUGUUAUUUUCAUCAGGCCUGGCUCGUCCACCUAUUAAGGCUUUCAAGUCGUUCUCAAGGUGGUGUUGCUGGAAGGGUAUCUCACGCUUGCUACACAUUGUCUUCAAUAUCACUCCGACGUGGGUAAUUGCAAAAGUCUUCCUGGUUUUACUGGUCAUUGGUGUGUGUUUCAUUGAUCAUUUGGGUGGUGGAAUUGGAGCAUUACUCUCUCUUCUUUGUUUAAUAAUGGUCAAAAGUCCCCCAUUCCGGGUCACAAGCUUCAAUUUUAUGAUUUUGUUUUGCUUGAUGGUUAAUAUUGGCAAUGCUUAUUUGGUCACAUUAGUUGAGAUGUUUAACACAAACGUGUUGCAGAAUGCUAUAUAUGCUCCACCAAUUCCAGAAAUCAUUCUAACCUGGGUCAAUGUAUCUUGGGCCAUUGGUGUAUUCCUUUGGUUUCUCUAUCUCAUGGGGCGGCACUCGGGUUUCCUGUUCCCAAAGCGACCACUUUGGCCAACUCUAACUACUGAUGGAAAAAGCAAUAUCAGUGAAGAAACCAGGAAAUACAUGCGAGCUGUCCUAAAAGGUCGUCACACCUUGGAGAAAGCGCUGUCAAGUCCUCCAAUCUUUGCUCCAGUUCAUGAACUGGAAAGGCAAAUACAUAUCAUUAAUGCUUACUGCCGAGAAGCAGAAUACCUUGAUGAUCCAACAUUUGACUCUCUAUGGGAUCUUCUUGACGAACUCAUCGAAGCCCACAGAACUUUGGCACCACAUUCACUGUUCACGCUAUCUGUGAAGAAGUCAGUCCGACAAACAGCCAAGGAGUUCAUGACACUUAUGCCCCAGAUGAGAAAGAGGCUUGAUCAACGUGAAUGUGACUUCAUCCUGGUAGACCCAAUGAAGAAGCGCAUGCUUUUAAAAAUGUAUGUCUUAGGAACAUUUGUGAAUGGACGCAUGGACAAGGUGAAGAAGGAUGUAGAAAAGAAAGUUUAUACGGCACUCAAGGAGGCUGAAGAGAAUCUCAAAACUCCCUCAAGCCUUUAUGGCAGCUCAACAAGGUUUGAUUGGGACAGUAUGGUUGACAUGGCCGGGCCUCACCCUUCAUUUGAUAUGAUGAAAACCACAUCAAGUUCAGGGAGUCGACCGGGGACAGGGGUGUCAAUAGGAUCACGGCCCGACAGUGUAGAGAAACUUCUAGAUGAAGUGGAGGACUGGGAAGAGGGACAGCGGACUACCCGAAGGAAAAAGAUAUCUGUUAUUUCGAUGCCGCUGAUACAGGAAGGGCCAUCGCCUGAAGGUAAAGAAUACUGCCUCUCGUACGGUCAGCUCAAUAUUUGUUACUUUUAGGUUCAAGCUAUUAAAAAUAUCAACUGUGCUAUAGACCUUUUUAGCUUUAGCUUGUAGGUUUUAUUUUCCCAAUUCAGACCACGUGUCAUCCUCAAUUUCUAAAUAGAAAUCACCUCUGGAGCUAAUCAUUUGCUAGCAGACAAAAAGUAACUGUUUUCUGAUUUUUGUUAAUUUUCUUUUUUUUUAGCUUCAGAUGGUUCAUCUACCUCCCUCCCUGGCCAGGUGAAUUUUGAAGAUAAUGGCAGACGGCCUAAAAGUGCAGGAGGCUCGAGCUUACGUCAUCAGAGAGCUGCAGAUGGAUAUGACAGCUCAACAGCAUUAAUUGGGGACAGUUCUGCAACUGAACAACACAGCACUUCAGGGUCACAAUCUUCUGUAAGAAGUACUGAUGAUCGCAAGCCUUUGUUAUAGUAAAGUGUAAAUAAGUCAAAAAAUUUAGGAAACCCUCUAAGGCAGGUUUCAAUGGUUGCAAUUCUAAUACAUGUUGUUAUUAAACGAGAAGUGUGAAGUCAGGGGCGGAUCUAGGGGGAGGGUGAGAUGACCUGCCGUUGUCUAAUAAAACUGGUAUUAGUUUAUUGGUGUUGAAUUAGAGCAAGAGACGAGUGCACCCCCUCCUAUAAAAAAUCCUGGAGUUUGUUUACUGUAUGUCUGUUGAGGUUUACAGAAAUACACUUAAACAACAUAUGGACUAAAAUUGAAUUUUGUUUAGAGUCUGUAUCAAACUAAAGAUGUUGUCAUCAAAAUCAUUAAUUUGCAAUGAUUGCUUUUGUUCCUUUACACAUCGGCUGUUCCUUUCAAAGAUUGUACUCAUGGCAACAGAUUUUCACCUUAUUUAUGGUUACUUUAGAAUUGCAAACCUUGGACCAGGCAUUUAAUGUCAAUAUGUAACUUAACUUAAUUAUUAAUUAAUUUUUUCAGCAUGGAGAAAGAAAGCAGACUUCGAAUGUUAGUGUCAGCUGUUACACAGCAAAGAUAGAAACUGUAGUGCUUGUUUAACCUUUUCCAUGGCACUCAUGUGUACGUACUUGUAAAUCUGCUUUGUAGAUAUGUAUUUUUGUACUCAGACACUUUUAGCGAUUACAGAAUAUUUAUAAAAUUAUGUAGCUUUUCAUUAUUUAUGGUGGAGUUAAUGAGAAAAUUCCCCACAACAUUCAGGACUCUGUUACAUGGUGCAAUAAUGGUCCUUAUGCGUGAUUACAUCAGACGAGCAAAUUUCACCACCAAGCCCCGUUUGCAUUUGCACCCCCUUGUGCGUGGGUAUUCUUUUCAACUGUACUGCCUUGGGAAUUCAUUUAUGUAAAAUUUCACAUCUUUAUAAUUAUUUUGAAAACAAGACUUGGUGGUGAAAUUUACUUGUCUGACAUAAACAUGUGUAAGGGCUAUUACCAAAACCUGUUUAAAUCUUUUUUAUAUGUUAUUAAGUCUAACCUCUCCUUACGGACACCUCUCUAUUAUGGACAGUUCCUUUGGUCCCAGAAAUGCCAAAAAUCAUACAUUCCCUACCUCUAUAAUACGGUCACCUCUGUAAAGCAGACACUUAGUUCUGUUGCUUUGGUGUCCACAUCAAAGAGGUUUGACUGUAUAAAGCACAAACAUUUGAACUUAAAAUGUUACAGAGCGUCAUCUCAGCAGGUGUAAAAAUAUAGUAGAGGACAGUUUCAUUCUUAGGGGGUGUUUACAUGAGAAAACUUGCACCGGCACGAGUUUCAGAUUGGCAUGACUUUUUGAUUUUGUAUCGCGUUUACAUGAUGACUGGGUGAGUUCAUAUCUCGUUAUUUGAAGGUACACUUCAUGUUGAUAAAAUACACGUGUGAUUCAAAAUCGCAAACAUUACGCAGGCGCUACCUGUUCCGGUCUACCGGCAGACCGAUUUCACACCGAGACAAGUGGUCUUUUUGUGUACAUGAUACCAUUGCUAGAUUUCAUACCGUAGUGAAAUUCUCGCCCCGGUACAACAACCGGGGUGAACUCACGCCAGGGUGACUUGUGCUGGCAUGACAUUUUGUGGUGGUAUCAUGUAAACAAAACAGAGCCAUGAGAGGGAACUGGAGUGAACUCGCACCGGUGCAAAAGUCGCCCCGGUGUCAUGUAAACACCCCCUUACAAGUCACAUAGUUUGAAGAUUAAGGCAGGUACAGCCAUUUUCCUUCCUCCUCAAGAGGAGAAGAGAUCUUUUCACAGAUUUUUUCAAAUUUUGACAUGGACAAGUUUGGGAAAAUCUGUCGACACCCCUGAAAAUAGCACCUUAAGAGUAAAAUUGCCUACUGUGAAAGUGAUUUGUUGAAAACUAAAGAAGGUUUAGCUCCUCAAAGUCACGAAAUUUUACAGAUGUUUGCAUGGGGGGGAGGGGGGCACAAACUUGCCCCCAACCAUACAAAUGUCUGUAAAUUUUCACAACUUUGCAGAGCUAUAUCUUCGCUCACUCCAAUACACAUCACUUUUAAAUUUGGCAAUUUUCCUAAUGUUAAAACCCUUUAAGCCCAAUAUCCACAUACAAAUUCUCCAAACUGAUCUCUAUACAUCUCCUUUAAGAAUUAGUUAAGAGAAUUUGAUAAAAGGUCAAAGUAUUUUCCCUUAGCUGAUCAUUUUAUUAAUUCUCAUAACCUCAUCUCAUGACAAUGUAUGGAUAUCGUUAGGAGAGAAACGCUGUUAGUCACUAUUGGGACUUAAAGGGUUAAGGCACUCGCUCCAGUGGUGUCGACGGUUUUUUCCUAACUUGUCCGUGUCAAAAGUUGAAAAAACUGUGAAAAGGUCUAUUGUGUGACGAGACAAAAUUGGCUCCUUUAAUUAAGAACAAUGCUUUUAAUGUGUUUCUCAUGUUGUAAAAAGAUCACAUUUUUCCUGGAUCCACAUCUGCAAAAAUGCUAAAUUUUUUAGUUGAUGUAAAAAUUUUAUUGGUAUUGUAGGGAUGAGUGGUCAUUAGCUA
Molecule: messenger RNA, 5343 nt
Organism: Porites lobata
Lineage: Eukaryota; Metazoa; Cnidaria; Anthozoa; Scleractinia; Poritidae
Source: the annotation of a GenBank genome assembly